This is a messenger RNA of Sebastes umbrosus (honeycomb rockfish), 5105 nucleotides long. It is a transcript of the gene matk, whose product is annotated as megakaryocyte-associated tyrosine kinase. The coding region runs from base 243 to 1631 and encodes 462 amino acids. The transcript has 13 exons. Gene Ontology annotation, biological process: protein phosphorylation. The record is from RefSeq and is a predicted model, not a curated record. Lineage: Eukaryota; Metazoa; Chordata; Actinopteri; Perciformes; Sebastidae. Gene Ontology annotation, molecular function: protein binding; protein tyrosine kinase activity; ATP binding.
AUUGAGGAAGUGGUCCGACAGAUAAAACAGCAACUCGCUCCUCAGCUGCGGCACAUGCUUGGGAUAUUAAUACCUACAGUAUCGGUUCCUGCGGAGUUGGUAUUAAAUGAAAAUGUCAUCGCUUUGAGACUUUGAAGUCCAGUUAACAGACCGGGCUGUCCUGAAGGAGGAGAGGAGGACUCAGCAUCCGAGCAGAGAGCUGCAGGUGUUUAACACAGUUAUCCAACCCUCCAGCCCUGCUCAUGGCAAAGAUGAGCUGGGCUGCCGGUAAACAGUGUGUAGCCAAGGGGGACCACAGGAAACCAAAACCUGGAGAACUGGCCUACCACAAAGGAGACUUCCUCACUAUUGUUGAAUCAAGCACGAAGAAGGGAUAUUACGAGGCCAGACACAACGCCACCGGAGAGGAAGGACUCAUAAACUCCACCAAUGUGCGUGAAAGAGAGGCUCUGCGUGUCGACCCCAGCCUCAGCCUCAUGCCUUGGUUUCAUGGGAAGAUCUCUGGUCCAGAGGCGGUGUCGAAGCUGCAGCCGGCCGAGGACGGCCUGUUCCUGGUCCGGGAGUCCAUCCGCCAUCCUGGAGACUACGUCCUGUGUGUCAGUGUCUCUGGAGACGUCAUGCACUACCGGGUGAUUUAUCAGGACAUGCAGCUGACCAUCGACAACACACAGUAUUUCUACAACCUCAUUGACAUGAUAGAGUUCUACUCAAAAAACAAAGGCUCCAUCGCUACAACUCUUCUGAAGCCCAAACAAAAACUCGGAGCCAAGUCAGCUAAGUUAGAGCUGUCUAAAACUGGAUGGCUGUUGGACAUUACGAAGCUCAAACUGGGAGAGAGUAUUGGAGAGGGGGAGUUUGGUGCUGUUUAUGAAGGAGAGUAUAUGGGCCAGAGGGUGGCAGUGAAGACCAUUAAAUGUGAUGUGACAGCUCAGGCCUUCCUGCAGGAGACAACAGUCAUGACGAAGCUCCAGCAUAAAAACCUGGUGCGAUUGUUGGGGGUCAUUCUUCACAAAGGGCUUCAUAUUGUCACAGAGCUCAUGACGAAGGGAAACCUUGUCAACUAUCUCAGGACAAGAGGACGUUCAGUUGUAAGCUCAGUUCAGCUGCUCCGCUUUGCUCUGGAUGUGUGUGAGGGGAUGGAGUACCUGGAGUCCAAGAAGUUGGUUCACAGAGAUCUGGCAGCUCGUAACGUGCUGGUCUCUGACGACUGCGCGGCCAAGGUCAGCGACUUCGGUUUGACCAAGUUGGACUCGAAGGUGUCAGAUAACGCCAAACUGCCGGUCAAAUGGACCGCCCCCGAAGCUCUGAAGAAAGAGAAAUUAUCCACAAAAUCAGAUGUUUGGAGCUACGGCGUUCUCCUGUGGGAAAUCUUCUCUUAUGGCCGUCAACCUUACCCUAAGAUGUCCCUGAAGGAGGUGAAGGAGAUGGUGGAGGGGGGCUAUCGCAUGGAGGCUCCAGAGGACUGUCCCCCAGGCGUUUACUCCCUGAUGAGGAUUUGCUGGGAGCAGGAGCCACGCAGAAGACCAGCUUUCCACAAACUGAGAGAGAAACUUGAGCGAGAGAUGUUUGAACGCAGCCCGCGCCUUGGGUCAGAGCGGCGGGAUGGAAUCAGGUCUGGAUCUGGAUGCUGAGCUCACAGUGGUGGGAAUAAAGUGGCGGCUGAUGAAAAGGUAACACACACAUUGUUACCCGAUUCUGUGAAUCACACAAGAUGGCCCGUUGGAGUUUCCACUGGAUUGCUUUAACCUAGCGGACGGGACAAGACAAUCAUUAUGUAACUCUGGUCAUCAUGUAAUGACAAUGAAAAAGGGUUUUACAGUUGGAGCCAUGAAUAUACCAAACUUUGCUUUAGUGGGUCCGAACAAAGCAAAAAUGGGUGAAUCAGACCGUGGUAGCAUGGCUCUAUGGAUGGCAAUGUGGGUCUGUUGGUCACUCCACUACUUUGGUCCAUUGCCAUGAAACUUUGUACAGACAUUCAUGGUCCCCAGGGGAUAAAUCCUAACGACUCUGGUGAUCCCCAGACUUUUCCUUCAGCACCAACAGGUUGACAAGUGAAAUCAAACACGAUCUCCGACACGCCCCUCCAGACGAAAAGGAGCAUUUCUGACGUUUCCCCAAAUACAUUUUUUCUUCCAAUCUUGUGAAAGGCUCAUUGCAUGGGUGGAAUAUGGACUCAAAAAAGUACAAAAUGCAAGUCUUCCUCAAAAAUAAUCCAAGACACACCGUAGUGUUUAAACUAAAUUAAAUUUUAUUUUACAAGGCAAUAAUUGUUUAAAAUGCGUUGCGACCAUCAGGGUCACAUUUGUUAUUCCUUUUAAUAAUACAAAGCUAUUAAGAAUACAUUUUAAACUAGAGGCCAUCUUGCGAUGGGAUCACACUAGCCACAACGCUAAAUUGGACUAGGGGCGUAAUAUCAUGUUUAUUUUUGUUUAUAGCUUAUUUUGUAAAUUGUACAUUUUUAUUCUUAUUUUAUUCUACGUUUUUAUCUAUUCUUUUGUUAUUAUACUGUUUGUCUUGCACCAACAAAGCCAAAGAAAAUUCCUAGUGUAUACCUCUUACACCUGGCAAUAAACACCAUCCUGAUUCUGAUUCUGAUUCUGAUUCUAAAGUAGGGAGCUCAAUGGCUCCUUCCCCGGUUCCUAACCCCCUACUUCUUCCGGCGCUCUUGCUCGGACCACACCCAUCUUCGAACUCGGGUUUUAUUUUGAUCUCAACUACACACCUGUAAAGUUUCGUGACUAUAUCUCGCAUCAGUUUGGACUCUAUCAUGGUGACAAAAUCUGUCCAAGGAGACAGACCUAUAAACACCUGGCAAAGCACUCAAAACCGCUUCUGUGGUAGUUCCUGCUACAGUGGGCGUCUUCAGGACCACAUUUUGCCGUGAUGACACACACACACAGACUCACAAGGUUAAAACAAUACCAGUGUUGCCGUCGCGGCUGGUAAUCAACCCACAGGACAAUGCACAGCCACUAUUUGUGGGGUCUGUUGACACUGUGUUUGUAGUACCAAACCAGAUCCCAUGAAAUGACAAAAAACAACAAUGUACUGUAUACAGACAAAGUACUGUCUGUGUAGCCAAAGCCAAUGGUGAGUGGCAGUACAGCGCCAUAAUGUGUUGGAAAUACUGUACAUUGAGUGUGAAUCUCCUUAAUGACAUAAUAUAAGUCAGUUUAGUCCGACAGGUAAGAGCAUUUAGUGUCUUUUUAUUGCCAUAUAGAUAUGGUACCUGUAUGAUCAAAGAUCUACAGUUUUGCAUGCAGAGAAAACAGGUUAUUUGUAUUUAAUGUCAGGGAGAGAAAUCAGAAAAAGAUUAAAACAUACGUAUGGGAAAGAAAAAGGAAUAAUGUUUAUCCUGGAUUUAAUCUCAGAUCACCCAAAUCUGCUUGUAUCCCAGCAUUAAUGCUCAACAAUAUGCCAUGGACUCAGGGCUUAAUAUGAAAAAUAUUUAAUGUUAUUGCUUGAUUACAGUAAGAGAACAAUUUUACUUAAUAAAUACUUUUAACAAAAAAAACAGUCAGCAUUUUUCUUGUGUGCAGAGAAGAUUGGGAGGCUCAUUUGCAGCAGAUACUCUGUAGGCCUUUUGAUUAAUUCAGUAGUUUUUCACUUCAAAGAUGAACGUUAGCAUUUUACUUUUCCAGAUUGGUUUUUGAAACCAAACCUCAUACUAUGUUUGACACUUUGACCAGUCAGCAUACUUAGGUUGGUGACUUUUUAAUUUAUUUUGUGAGAAUAAAUCUAUGGGAAAUACAGCUUUUAUUACUACUUUCUCUUCCCUCUUUAUAAGAAUUUUGAGAUUAUAAUAGUGACUUUGUGUUAUCCACUGUCCUCUUGGGAUCUCUUGGGAUUUUUGCAGGUACAGAAGGUUGGACUGUUUGGACUGCACAUGAUUAUUUUACAUAUACAGUUAUGUAUUCUAUCUCAUUUCACCAUAUGUGAUUGUCGGCUGCUUUUUUUCAUCUUUCUGUUGAGACUAAUAUAUAUUCAGUUCAAAACUCACCACAAAAUGAAGCCUCUUUUUUGGAUUGCUGUCACGUCACAAGACCAAAUUAAAGAUGUCAUUUGACUUAAGUCUACGUAAGCCUGGUAUUUGUCUCUGUCCCAGGAGACGGACCCCAAAUUGAGGCUUGAUCCUCCUGGUCUCUUGUCUUAUCAUACAGUGCCAGCGAGGGUCCUCCACGAUUUGUUCAAUCUGCUCUGUGUUUUCCUGAAGCUCUCUAAUGGGAUGAGCAGCAAUUUUCUGGACAAGGAUUUAUAAAGGAACCAAAUGUAAAAAAAAGGAUAAUAAAAGAUUUGCUGUCUUUGAUGGCGGCGGAUGAGUUAUAUAUUAUUGAGUGAAGGAUUUUUUUUCUGAAUACCAGUGGUUAUUUCCUGUCUGUUUGUUAGUGCAUAUUUUUAUAGCACUGAUGCAGCAAUAUCGUGAUCCCCAUAUGUUAAUGAGUUCUCAAGAUGUUUCCUCAGAGGGUCUUAUGCCCUCUGAGGUCAUACUUUCUAUGAUGUUAAAGUGAUGACCUUCACCUUUAAUUUUAGGGUGUUAACAUGUAGUCUAACACGUUUUAUAUAGACUGUAGUACCCAAAUGUGCCACGCAAAUGUGACAACAAGCUCUUUCAUUCAUAAAGUAAUGAUGAAAUGAGGCACACCCGCUGAAGAAACAGUUGAGCAGACAAUCACCUACGGUUGGUUGUUUAAAUGUGGAUGUAAAUAGUCUGAAAUCAAAGCUGAGAGUCUGCUCUUUCACCUCAUAGUCACUGUUUUGUUUCAUAUCCACUUUGCUGGAUUACAGAGCAAAAACAACAUAAACCUGCCACUGUUCCACUACUUAUACUGGAGACUGCAUCAUGUACAGUAAGCCCUUUUCAGGACCUUUGUACAGCUCCAAGUUGAGCCGAUGCAGCACCUGACAGUUUGUGGAUGUGCAGCAGUGUGAAAAGGGGAUGGUGUACUCUAGAACUACCUAAAGGUGUUUAUCUUUAGGUUUAGGUUUAAGUAGAUUGUGGUCACUUCAGAAGGUCUUAGGUCAGUACUGGAGGUGUUAGACAUAAGAUGCUCAUCCAAGACAACUCUCAUUUUAGCAUCUGCUCAUCCCUGGAGAUGUAUUUUCCU